Mauremys mutica (yellowpond turtle) is the source of this 3868-nucleotide messenger RNA. It is a transcript of the gene NPDC1, whose product is annotated as neural proliferation, differentiation and control 1. The transcript is spliced from 9 exons. The record is from RefSeq and is a predicted model, not a curated record. Lineage: Eukaryota; Metazoa; Chordata; Testudines; Geoemydidae. Bases 103 to 1029 code for a protein of 308 amino acids. Gene Ontology annotation, cellular component: membrane.
GGCACACGGAUUCUCGCCGCUCCGGCUGCAGCUGCCGCGCUCCCCUCCCGCCCCCGCGCCCGCCCGGACCCCGCUGCAAUGAGUCCCCGGCGCUGCUGAAGGAUGGUGGCGGCCGGGAGAGCGCCUGCCCCGCGGCUCGGAGCCCUCCUCCUCCCCGGGAUCGUCCUCGGAGCCUGCCUGCUGCGGCCCGGCGCCGGCAAACCAGAGGAGUCCUGUCCGCGGAGCUUGGACUGCACGCUGCAGAGAAGGGAGUUCUGCCCCCCUGGUUCCCAUGCUUGCGGCCCUUGCCUCCCGCAGUUUGUGGAAGAUGAACACGGAAGAUGCGUCCAGAGGAAGUGGUCCUCCACUGGGAGAACUUCUGUUCCCAACCUAGAGGAAGAAAUCGACUUCUUAGCUGACGUGCUGGCCAGGCAGGAUGCCGCUCGCCUCCAUCUGCUCCAGGAUGCCACCCUGGCCCCGUCAGGGAAGCAUCCUGAAGCCGCUGGGGCGAGAGGAGAGUCCCCCAAGAGGAACAGAGCGAGCCACAGAGCUGUGACAUCUCAUCCCACCGCUACCACCAAGACAGUGAAGAGUUCUCCAGUGGAGGUGUUCCAUGUCACUUCAAAUGACCUCCUGAUACUCGGGAUGAUCGUGGUGUUCUCUGUCGCCGGCAUCGUUGCUUUAAUCGUGGCUGCGAUCUGCUGGUGCAGGCUGCAGAAGGAAAUCAGACUAGCUCAGAAAACCGACUACCCAGCUCAGAAGCUGCCCGGCCCCCUGCCAUACGACAAAGUCUCGCCUGGGGAUCAGAAGCUGGCUCAGAGCGCCCAGAUGUAUCACUACCAACACCAAAAGCAGCAGAUGCUCUCCAUGGAAAAGCAUAAAGAGGAGCCCAAACUGCCUGACUCGGCAUCCUCUGACGAGGAGAACGAAGACGGUGAUUUCACGGUGUACGAGUGCCCAGGGCUGGCUCCUACUGGAGAAAUGGAAGUGAAGAACCCCCUCUUUGACGACUCCACCUUACCCCCUCCGGGACCCAAGUCACACCAGUAACCUCUCUCCCGCCCGAGCUCGCUACGGACCGGUAUGCAGAAUGCCAAAAACCUCCAGCAACUCGGCUCCUUCCGAGGGACUCCGGACGAGGCUGCCACUCAGUGCGCCGAUUCCCAGAAUCCACCGCCAGACUGUUCGACCCCGCUCAGUACACACCUGCCGACAGCUUUGGUGGGGUCACUCCUGGUUCUAGCUUCUCCUGGUUCUUUCUGUUGUGAUCUCGCUUGUUCCCUGUCCUGUGUUCCCUGUAUUACUUCAGCUGCUGGUAGCUCUGGUGCCUCUGGAGCUGGGAGGGGGCAGCUGGUUGGCUGAGCGACAGCGCAAGGGGUGGCAGUGUCUCCACUUUCGGGUUUGUUUUGUUUGUUACUUUGGGGGUCGGGGGAUACUGGUGGUGCAGCAGGUGCAAAGGGGUCCUGGGAAGGGACCUCUCGAGGGGAUCAAGGAGUGAACAGCGAAGCAAGGGCCUUGCCUUCACUCCCCGGCACUCUGGCAAACGUCCCACCGACCCUUGCAAACACCAGUGCUGCUGCAGCACUGGUAGCCUAACGGGAGCAGAGGUGACUUGCACGGUGGCCCACACUGGCAGCCAGCUGGAGCCCAGGGUGCGCUAGUGCUCACAGCCGAACGGGUGGGAAACUUUCUAAGAAAAGUCUAGUGUAGACCUGGCGAAAAGAGCCACGGUCCUUCCUCGUGGCUGGGUCCCACUGCGCCCCUCCACCAGAAAUCCUCCCCAGCCAAGAGACUAGAGAGCCCUUGGUGCCCAGGUUACAUGUCGUCCUGCCAAAAGCAGGAGCAAAAGGAGCCGUGGGUGGGAACUUAGUGAAAUGGGAACCAGCUCUCCCCGUAGCACAUUGUCCUCGAGCUGUGGAGUCAGCCCAGUCCAUGGCUUGGCCCAUCCCAGUGAGCAAACAGGGGGAUACCCCACCCCAAAUCACGCUUGAUAUCUGGCUUCCCAUUGGGGUGACUCUAGACUCGGUGCCUUUGUCUCACUGUCCCUGGGAGUUGGGAUCUGAUACAGCAAGUUUUCCCCAUCACCAAAUUCUGCUGUGAUGCAGGUUUUAUAAUUCCAUGUUUGUAGCAUUUUCCAACAAGUAACUUGGCCAGAGCGCACACACCUUUCUGGCCAUCUUUUCUCUUUCGUUGUAUAAAACAGUUUGUCCAAUAAACCAGCUAUGCAGGUUUCUGAUGGUGGAUUUCUCAGCCUGCCAGACUCUUUGAUUCGCUCAUUCAAAUAAGCCUCUGGCCUCUCUGGUUGAUUUCAUCAGUUGCUGUGGAACAGAAGGCUGUGGAGUGUGUGCACACUUAGUGGCUGGAAAUGCUCUCUGGUGGGCCAGUGCUCUCCUCCGGCCUACCUGCCCUGGGAGCAAAAAGAAAAACAAACAUCUUUGCAUGGUCCCUAGGGAAAGAGUGAAUUCCAUAGUGACCAACCCCAGCAGCAAGUAGCCCCGCACUGCCCUUUCUGAUGCCACCACGGUGUGACGAGACGGCCUCGCCUCUCUAACGGGAAAAGCAGCGACAGUUCACUUGUUCAGAAAUGCCAAAGGUGUAACUUUUAAACUGAUCCCAGCCCCCGCACAGACUGCGGGAGGGAUCAUGCAAGGAGGGGGGCUAGGCAGGAGGCAUAUCGCUGCUUUCUGGAGCUUUUCCUUCCUACCGCCUGUGGCAGAGCAGCGUGCUGAAUGACAGCAACUGGGGAGAGGAGCCCUGUCCUGGCCACUUCAGAGACGGUCAUAGGGUGACCAGAUGUCCCGAUUUUAUAGGGACAGUCCCGAUUUUUGGGUCUUUUUCUUAUAUAGGAUCCUAUUACCCCCCCACAUCGCCUGUCCCGAUUUUUCACUCUUGCUGUCUGGUCACCCUAGACGGUCAUAGCAGGAGCUGGAGACUAUUCAAACCGCUGCCCCGUUUGCACACUCGUUCUCAGCCAUCACGCGCUGUGUCCCAUGGGCGUGAGCCCUUUUGCUGAACAAGCUCUGGCCAGUGCACCUGUGCAAACCUGGCCACUCCGUGGGCUGGCAGGAGCCCAAGGAUUACACCCCGUUUGCCCCAGAAGGGGCACAUUUCCACUUCCCUUCAAGUCUUAAUACCAAGGCCUGGCCUGGGCUAUGGAGUGGAGCAUGCUGGGAUACCGCCAUGCUAGCCUUGGGCCCCACUGUAACACUGUCCGGGCCAUGGCUGCUCUCUUGACUGCCUCAGUAGCUCACCUGAGUCGCUGCUGCUUGUGGGUGUGAGUAACAGGCCAAUCACCAUGCAUGAGAAGCGGGGCCCAGUGCGGAGGGUGCAGUAGGGGUGCAAGGCAUUCCCACCCCCCGUGGCUAACCCCUCCCCUCAAGGCUUUCUUGUGUGGCUGUAGAGGCCCCAUGGACUCCCCAGGCUGAGCGCGCCCAGUGCAUACAGGAUCUGGCCCAAAGUUGAAUCUCAGGUUGUUUUGGCUCCACAUCCCAAUCCCACGCGUGGAACGUUGAGUUCACUGUGCAGCUUCCUGCCUUCACCGCUCCCUGAGUGAACUGUACGGAGAGGAGCCGGAACCUCUGCAUGUGUAUGAGGCACAGGCACACGGCCCCGCUGGGUCGUCCACCAGUGACUCAGUGCCCCUGGAAAUACACUGUGCAUGGCAGAGCCCCCGGUGGCACACUGCGUGUGAACAGCGGCGUGACGAUGGCACAGCCGUGUGUACACUAAAGCCUCGAUCACACGAUUCUCUGGCUACGUUGUCACUUUACAAUCCCUUAUCCUUUACCGUACGUCGUGUGUUAAUGUUGAUUCCUGACCCGAAACCGUAAUUGUUGUCUGGAUUGUAUUAUUUUAAAAAGAAAGUUUUAUUAAAUGACCAUAUUUCAAA